GUUGUACAAUACCCUUCUUAUGAAAGGUCAAGCUGAUACAAUAGGCAUUGCAAUCCGAAGAAUUUUACUCGGAGAAAUAGAGGGAACAUGUAUCACACGUGUAAAAUCAGAGAAAAUACCACAUCAAUAUUCUACCAUAAUAGGUAUUGAAGAAUUAGUACAUGAAAUUUUCAUGAAUUUGAAAGAAAUUGUAUUGAAAAGUAAUAUGUAUGGAACACAGGAUGCAUUGAUUUCUUUCAAAGGUCGAUAUAUAACCACUCAAGACAUCAUUUUAUCACCCUCAGUGGAAAUUGUUGAAAAUAGACAACAUAUAACCAAUGUCCAACCUGUUAAUUUGUGUAUUGAAUUAAAAAUUGAGAGAAAUCUUGGGUAUUGGAUAAAAACACUAAAAAACUUUUAAGACGUAAGUUAUGAUAUAGAUGCUAGAUUCAUGCCUGUUCGAAAUGUAAAUUAUAGUAUUCAUUCUUAUGUCAAUGGGAAUGAAAAACAAGAAAUACUUUUCCUCGAGAUAUGGACAAACGGAAGUUUACACUACCUGUGAUAACAAUAUCAACCA
Vigna umbellata (rice bean) is the source of this 556-nucleotide messenger RNA. NCBI's taxonomy places the organism in Eukaryota, Viridiplantae, Streptophyta, Magnoliopsida, Fabales, Fabaceae. The record is from RefSeq and is a predicted model, not a curated record.